Trypanosoma rangeli is the source of this 549-nucleotide messenger RNA. RefSeq names its product S-phase kinase-associated protein. NCBI's taxonomy places the organism in Eukaryota, Euglenozoa, Kinetoplastea, Trypanosomatida, Trypanosomatidae. Gene Ontology annotation, biological process: SCF-dependent proteasomal ubiquitin-dependent protein catabolic process. The transcript has a single exon. The record is from RefSeq and is a predicted model, not a curated record. Gene Ontology annotation, molecular function: cullin family protein binding. Gene Ontology annotation, cellular component: nucleus; cytoplasm. The coding region runs from base 1 to 549 and encodes 182 amino acids.
AUGCCGGAGGAAGGCGGCUCAAACGAGGUAGACUUUACCAAGUAUUGCGUCCUGCAAAGUAAUGAUCAGCCACCGGAAGAGUUAAAGAUCCUUCGGGAAGCGGCGAUGAUGUCUGGUCUGCUAAAGGACAUGCUUGAUGAUCAAGGUGAUAUGGAGCCAAUCAUUCCUAUUCCAAACGUCUCUGGACGCACGCUGCGGCUGGUGAUUGAGUACAUGGAGCAUCACUACCAGAACAGAGCCGAACCCAUUGAGAAACCGCUUAAAUCAAAGAUUGACACCAUCAUUUCCCCGUGGGAUCAUGACUUUCUGUUCACGCACCUUGUCAAGAACCAUGACGAGAAGCAGCAUGAGGUGCUCAUUGAUGUCAUCAUGGCGGCAAACUUCCUGAACAUAAAGGACCUGCUAGACCUAACGUGUGCGUGCGUCGCCAGCAUGAUUCGUGGGAAGACGGCGGAGCAGAUUCGCGCCCUGUUCAACAUUGAGAGUGAUUUCACACCAGAGGAAGAGGAGAAAAUCCGUGAGGAAAACAGGUGGUGUGAGGAGGCAUAG